Messenger RNA from Magnusiomyces paraingens, 1233 nucleotides. RefSeq lists its product as uncharacterized. Gene Ontology annotation, cellular component: membrane. Bases 1 to 1233 code for a protein of 410 amino acids. Lineage: Eukaryota; Fungi; Ascomycota; Dipodascomycetes; Dipodascales; Dipodascaceae. The transcript has a single exon. Gene Ontology annotation, molecular function: serine-type endopeptidase activity. The record is from RefSeq and is a predicted model, not a curated record.
AUGGCCAGCAAAUUUGUGCAGGCCAAGGGCCGAUACUUUUUCCUGAGCAACAGUGCGGCGGUGUACAGUCCCGGUGCGUCGUUACGCGGGACUGUAAGGGCUGUUCAGAGACCGCAAAUGGUUGGAUAUUUUUUCAACAAUACAGUUGCGGCAACAGUUGCAUCUACAAACCCCACAGCAGUAGCUCCUCUUAAACAACAACUGGGGGUCAAUCCAGGAGCCCUGAUUGCGAGGUUGAUGGGAAGACGACCAACAAACCCACAGAUGGGGAUAAUGGCUGAAAUCAACUAUAAUAGCCUUACGCAGGCGGGACCACGGCGCCAAAUUACCAUAAUGGAUACCAUUCGAGGGGCUUUAUAUCCUUCGGCGUGGAAGGCCCAUCAGCGCAGCUAUGCUACGUUUCGGGAUUUGGGGUAUCGUGGUGGAAGAAGUAGUGGAAGUGGAGGAAGCAGUCGAGGGUCUGGUGUUUUCCAAUAUCUGAAAGUUCCUCUGUUAUUUACGAUUGGCGUGUGUGCGUUUAAUGCAUUUGUAUUGCCGUAUAUGUUUCAGAUCCCCGGGAUGCGAGAGCUGGUGCGCCAUCCUCAGUGGAUAGUUUAUGGGUUGAUUGGAUUGAAUGUUGCUGUAUUUCUUGCAUGGAAGACACCGCGCAGUUUCGGACGCCAGUUGUACCGGUAUGGACUGUUACACAAGGAUGCCCAGUUUAAUAAAUGGCAGAUGAUUGGGUCUGCAUUUAGUCACCAAGAGUUUUGGCAUUUGGGUAUUAACAUGUUUGUUUUAUAUCAGUUUGGAGGACCUUUGUCACAAUGGGUUGGCAGCAAGAAUUUCCUAGAGAUGUAUUUGGAUAGUGCCGUUGUUGCAUCUCUUGGUUCUAUUGCUUUACCUGUUUUGUUGAACCGGUUUACACCUUGGAUUUUUGCAGCUGGUGCUAGUAACGUGCCUAGUUUAGGUGCUUCCGGAGCAAUUUUCUCCAUCUUUGGUACCUUUUCUUAUUUGGUCCCAUAUACAAGGCUAUCGCUGUUUUUUGUACCGCUGCCGAUUGGUGCGUGGUACGUGUUUUUGCUGACCAUGGGAUACAAUGGGUUGGGCAUCAAGUAUAACUGGGCGCGCACAGAUUAUGCGGGUCACUUUGCUGGAUGUGCAGCGGGUAUUGUAUUUGGAUACAUUUUCACAGAGAAGAUUCGUCGGCAGCGACAAGAGCAACAACGUCGUCUAGCGUCAUUCCGUGUAUUUUAG